AUGUCUAGCCCCUUGCACGUGGACAAGCCCCGGGCUUGCUCCAACUGUUCCCGGGCCAAGGCCAAGUGUGUCUGGCCAGCCACUGAUGACGAGGACGGCGAGCCAGAGACGUGCCAGAGGUGCUUCAAAAAUAGCCUUGUAUGUUCCAGGUCGCACUCUGUGUCAAAGAGAAAGCGAGGAAAGGCGACUCAAUCAAAAGUCAUUGAGCAGAAACUCGACAACAUAAUGGCCCUGCUAAAUCGAGAGCGUAACCAACCAAUCGAACCCCCCUCCUCGCUUCCCAGCAACGGCUUUACAUCUGCCGUGAUACAAACAUCCCAUCAAGACAUGACGUCGGCUCCAUCACUACACUCCCCGGCAUCAUACCCACAACAAGAUGCCUUCAUCAAUAUUGUCCCGGGAUUUCAAGUUUCCUUUACAGAGGCGGGUCAAGUGCUCCAAGAAUACAUGACCGAGAUGCUCCCACAGUUCCCCUUUGUUCCCCUACCCUCUCUCGACGCCUACGAUCUAUACAAACGUAAACCUCUUCUGCUCAAGACCAUAUUGUGGGUAUGCAGGCCUCCUACGCCUGAGGCUUACGCCGCGUUUGAGGACUGGUUUCGUCAGCAUGUCGCCUAUCAAACUGUCGUGCUGAUGAACAAGAGUCUGGAGAUUAUCCAUGCCCUUCUGGUAUUUUUUGCUUGGUAUGGACCCCUCGAUGAUGCGCCAUCUGAAGAGUUCUCCCUCUAUACCCUCUGCAUGAAAGCGCUUUGCUUCUCACAAAACUCAUAUAUUGCUAGGAACGACAUCUUCUUUUACGCAAAUUCCAAGGAUACAAGUCUUCUACAGCUGGCUAUAGGCUUGCUGGCAGACCUAGGACUACAUAAACGCCCUAGCACCACGCACCCAGCGUUUGGAUCAAUCGUUGAUGAUGCAGCUGAUUUGCGGAAUGACCUUCAACCCCAACCGGGACACUCCAGUGAUGAUCGUCGAGCUGCACUGGGUGUUUACUACAUAGCAUCUAUACGAUGUAGUAUUCUUGGGAAACUCUCUGGAGUAGAGUACACGUCGCGUCUCGACGAAUGCACUCGACAAUUGCUGCAGGAUCAAGAAUAUCCAACCGACUUACUCUUAGUCAACCUCGUACAGAUACGGCAAAUCGCGAUCAAGGUGAACGAUGCUUUUGGGAAUACGGGCGAUACACUCGGCGACAAAACUUCUGGGAGCGUUCGCGCAAUAGUCGUUGCCUCGAUACGAAACGAGCUAGAUACAUUUACCAACUCCUUGCCAGAGCAUCUUCAGUCAAAUCACCUCUUACGUAGCCAUUGUGCUGCCGUGCGCAUACGCCUACUGGAGCCUGCUAACCACGGAAAUCGACACGAUCCUCUUGAACCCACCCACCUGAGAUGUCGCGCAAUGUGGGAUUGCCUGGAGAGUACCCAAGCCCUCAUCGACGCAUUCCUCUUGAUCCCAAUCGAAUCCUAUCCUUCCCUCACCUUCGCCUCCAUCCUCAAUCUUGCCCUUGCAAUCAUAAAAGCCUUUAGAUUACUCUGCGUGGAAGAUCAAGCCUGGGACCUGCAUACCGCCCAGACCAUGUAUAACCUCCCGGACAUUCUGCAGAGGCUGAGCAAGCUGUUUGAGGAAGCCAGUCGUAUUGGUAGACCACGGUGUGGCAUAAUGGCUAAUGGUAGACCCCUGUUCUGCGAGUAUGCCGAAUCGUACAAGGGAAUUGAGCAUUGGUACAUGUCCAAGGUGGGUGUGGCUCAUUCCGACUUGAUGGACUCGGUUGUUGCACAUGAUGGGGAUCAGUACAAGGGCUUUGAUUUUUGGAAUCAGCUAUCUGAUUUGACGUAUGGACUUGGGCCCUAG
Messenger RNA from Fusarium falciforme, 1848 nucleotides. Its product is annotated as Zn(2)-C6 fungal-type domain-containing protein. Lineage: Eukaryota; Fungi; Ascomycota; Sordariomycetes; Hypocreales; Nectriaceae. Gene Ontology annotation, molecular function: transcription cis-regulatory region binding; zinc ion binding; DNA-binding transcription factor activity, RNA polymerase II-specific. The transcript has 5 exons. The record is from RefSeq and is a predicted model, not a curated record. The coding region runs from base 1 to 1848 and encodes 615 amino acids. Gene Ontology annotation, cellular component: nucleus. Gene Ontology annotation, biological process: regulation of DNA-templated transcription.